This is a messenger RNA of Fusarium poae, 1620 nucleotides long. RefSeq lists its product as uncharacterized. The record is from RefSeq and is a predicted model, not a curated record. The transcript has 3 exons. The coding region runs from base 1 to 1620 and encodes 539 amino acids. Lineage: Eukaryota; Fungi; Ascomycota; Sordariomycetes; Hypocreales; Nectriaceae.
AUGUUUGUCUACCAAGGAAAGCUCAACUGGUACCACUACGGCAAGGACGAGACCUUUGUCAUCAUCCUGCCCAGCGGCCCGGUCCGAGUCGGCGACAGCGUCUACCUGUUCUCCCAGUGGACAGAGGACUCCCAAGGCCGCAAGAAGCAGAAUUGGUUCCAGACCAUCACUGUCGACUCUGUAACCCAGACCGACAGCAGCGAUGUCACCUUUGCCCUCAAGGGAUCAUGGUACAGCUUCACUAUCACCACCAAGGACGGUUACAAGGACCUGUCUCUCAUCAUGAAGAACCCUCUCGGUGGUGUCAGUAAGCCCAUGAGUCUUCAGAGGAUUUGGGAGUCCAAGCAGGAACUCACAGGCACCACCCGUGUCUGGACUGGCAAGUUCAAGUGGAUGCACUUUUCCGACAAUGAGCCCGCCAUUUUCAUCGUUCCCGAUGGCUUUGGUGAGGGUAAGCCCAUUCUGUCUUUGUGGCAGUGGUCGAAGGCUUCCAAUGGAAAGACCAACGAACCGUCUUUCCGUAACGAGGUUCAGAAGAAUGUCACUGGCGAUGAAAGCAGCACUAUCAACUUCUCGUACCACUCUUACUACGACAUUCACUGCACCUGGACUGCCAGCAAGGAUCAACUUGAUGUGGAUGUCACAGAGGGCAGCUACAAAGAGAAGGUCGGAGACAUGAUUCGGUCUGCCAUCAUUGAGCGUAAAAAGCAUAUCCAUGAUGUCAACCCUGUUGAGCCUACUCCACAGAAGGGUGAAUGUGAGCUUCGCCAGCCACAGCCUCAAUCAUCUCUGCCGCGCAUUGUGGACCCUCUGCCCUUCCCCAAAGGUCUUCUUGAGACACUUGCCCACAGUGCAGCAUAUGUCGAUCAGGCAGGCUACCUAGCCAAGUAUGCUCUUGACCAAUUUGCCACCCUUGAUGCAGACUACCACGUCGAAAUUGAAAAGGUCAAGGCCAAGGAUGCCGAGAUCACCAACCUCAAAGAGACGGUUAGGGGUCUGACCGACGCUCGUAGCAUCGCUGAUGCCCAGGUCAAAGAGUUGCAGAAGCAGCUCGAGCAAGCCGGCAAGGAUGCGCAGGCACUUCGUGACCGAAUCGCCAAGCUGGAUAAGGACCUCAGAGAGCAUGCCACUCAGGACGAUAAGUCUCAAAAGGUCUUGGAGGAUACGCAAAAAGAGCUUCAGACUGUUAUGGAGGAGAAGAGCCGCCUCACAAAGGACCUUAACGACGCCAACUCAACCAUUACUGAUCUCACCGCUCGUAUUGCAGUCUAUCAGAAGGAGAUCAUGGACAAGGACACAGAAAUUUCUCGCCUCAAGGCCGAACUCCACACGCAGACGGAGCUCAACAAGACGCUGACUUCCAAGAACAGCGAACUCAACACAUCCGUCACUGAGCUCGAAAAGACCAAGCUAUCCCUGGGGGAUAAGCUCAACCGUGCCAACGAAAGAAUCAAGGACCUGCUGAAACAGAACGAGGAGGAGAGCGCCAAGGUUACUAAAGCCAACAAGGACAGGGUCGCUGCUGAGACCAAGAUUUCAGAUGCGGAGAACGAGCGUGACAUUGCGGUCAAGGAGUUGCGAGCCCUCAAGCAGAAGAUUUACGAGGAAGAGAACAAAUGA